GGAUCCUCCCGCCCGGCGCCGCCGCCGCUUCCUGCGGGCCCGCUGCGGCUGCGGCCCCGGGACCCCUCGGACCCCCGAGACCCCCGGGCCCGGCCCCGCCAUGUGGCUCUUCUCCCGGGACCCGGUGCGGGAUUUCCCGUUCGAGCUGGGCCCGCCCGAUGCGGAUCCCGACGCAGAGCCGCUCCCGGAUCCCGCGGCACCGGCUCCGCUCUGGCGGCUGCUGCGGGGGCGCCGCAAGGCCGAUGGCGCUCCGGUGUCCGUGUUCGCUCACACCCUGAGCCCGGGGGGCGACCCCGCUGCCACCGCCCUGGCCCGGGCGGGGCUGAAGCGGCUCCGCAGCCUCCGACACCCCAACAUCCUGGGCUACCUGGACAGCCUGGAGACCGAGCAGUGCCUGUACCUGGUGACAGAGGCCGUGACCCCCCUGCGGCGGCACCUGCGGCUGCACCCGCCGAGCGGGGACGCGGGCGAGCAGGAGGUGGCCUGGGGGCUGCAGCGGCUGCUGACGGCGCUGGCGUUCCUGGGGGUCUCGGGGCUGGUUCACCACGCGCUGGGACUCGACGCCGUUUUCGUGGAUCCUGGGGGAGAGUGGAAACUGGGGGGGCUCGAGCGGGUGGCUCCCACCAGUGAGGGGACCCCCAGCCGCCCCCACAGUGACCCCCCCCGGCCCCAGGACCCCCCCGAGCUCAGCGACCCCUCCCGAGGGAAGGGGGACCCCUGGGCAGGGGACAUGUGGCGCCUGGGCUGCCUCAUCUGGGAGGUCUUCAACGGACCCCUCCCCCGGCCGGGGGCUCUGCGCAGCUUCGGCAAGAUGCCCCCCGGGCUGAUCCCUUCCUUCUCGGAGCUGGUGGCGGCGGAUCCGGGCGCUCGGCCGGGCCCGGGGCCGCUGCUGGAGCGGCUGCAGCGCCCGGGAGCCUUCCUGGCCUGUGCCCUGGUGCGCACCGGGCUCUUCCUCGAGCACUUCCAGGUUCGGGAUCCGUCGGAGCGCCGGGCGUUCCUGCAGGAGCUGCCGGCGCUGCUGGAGGCGCUGCCGGGGCCGUUCCGCCGCCACAAGCUGCUGCCGCGGCUGCUGCAGGCGCUGGAGCUGGGCAGCGCCGACGCGGGGGCGCUGCCCCCCCUGCUGCAGGUUGCCAAGGUCCUGGACCCCCCUGAGUACCAGGAGAGAAUCGUCCCCGUCCUCGUCCGGCUCUUCUCCUCCCCGGAGCGGGGCCUGCGCCUGCGGCUGCUGCAGCUGCUGGAGGAGUUCAUCGAGUUCCUGCCCGAGGCCACGGUGGAUUCCCAGAUCUUCCCCCACGUCGCUCACGGGUUCCUCGACUCCAACCCGGCCAUCCGUGAGCAGACGGUCAAGUCCAUGGUGCUGCUGGCGCCCAAGCUGGGGGAGGGGCGCAGGGGGGCGGAGCUGCCGCGGCUGCUGCUGCGGGUGCAGGGGGGGGACGCGCUGGGACCCCUGCGCUGCAACGCCACGCUGUGCCUGGGGCGGCUGGCGCCACACCUGCCCCCCCAGACCCGCCGGCGGGUUCUGGCCCCCGCCCUGGCCCGCGCCACCCGGGACCCGUUUCCCCCGGCCCGGGCCGCGGCCGUCGCCGCCUUCGCGGCCACCCACGGCUGCUACUCGCCCUCCGAGGUGGCGGGGAGGGUCCUGCCCCCCCUCUGCGCCCUCACCGUGGACCCCCACCCCGAUGUGCGGCAGCAGGCGUUCCGGGCCAUUCGCAGCUUCCUGGAGCAGCUGGAGGCGGCGGCCGAGGCCGGGGGGGCGCAGGAGGGGGCGCUGCUGCCGCCCCGGGGGGGGGGCGCGGGGGGUCUGGGGGCCGCCGUGUCCUGGGCUGUCACCGGUGUCACCUCGCUGACCGCGCGGCUGAUGGGGGGCGAGGGGGGGGGGACAGCCCCCCCACAGCCCCCCUCCGCCCCGCAGGGACCCCCUGCAGCCCCCACGAAAGGUGACGCCCGUUCUGCCCCCCCAGAGCCCCCCCCCGUGGAGCCCCCCCCCGAGGAGCCGCCCCCCGAGGAUGGCGAUGGGUGGGACGAUGACUGGGGGAGUCUGGAGGACAUGGAGCUGCCCCGGAGCCCCCCCCCCGCCAGCAGCCCGGAGGAAUUGGGGACCCCCACCCCAAAACCUGCCGACCCCACCCCCACAGAGCCCCCCCCCAGCGCCCCUCCCCCAGCCGGGGGGGGGGAUGAGGGGGGGUGGGGGGUGGGGGGCGAGUGGGGCACGGAGGAUGCCUGGGAGGCCCUGCCCAGCCAGCAGCACGGGCCGCCCCCGGGCCGGCGGCAGCGGGAGCAGCAGCGGCGCCGGGAGCUCGAGGCCAAGCGCCGGGCGGGUCCCCGGGGCCCCCCCAAACUGGGGGCGCGGAAACUCGACUGAGGAUCUGGGGGGGUGUCCUGGAAGAAGGGAGGGGGAAA
Oenanthe melanoleuca is the source of this 2400-nucleotide messenger RNA. It is a transcript of the gene SCYL1, whose product is annotated as SCY1 like pseudokinase 1. The record is from RefSeq and is a predicted model, not a curated record. Gene Ontology annotation, biological process: protein phosphorylation. Gene Ontology annotation, molecular function: protein binding; ATP binding; protein kinase activity. Lineage: Eukaryota; Metazoa; Chordata; Aves; Passeriformes; Muscicapidae.